Messenger RNA from Phyllotreta striolata, 6247 nucleotides. The record is from the annotation of a GenBank genome assembly. Lineage: Eukaryota; Metazoa; Arthropoda; Insecta; Coleoptera; Chrysomelidae.
CGGAUGGUUAGUUAGUUACCUGUAAAAUGACUGCCUACUCAACGUUAACAUUCUAGCGAAAACGACCUUGGGCUACCUCGUAUUUAUCUUUUUCAUUUAAUAAAAUAUUAACAGUCGUCGCGAUUAUGCCGAUUCUACUAUCUGGAAGACAAGCGCCUCCGAUAUAAUUUCAUAUUCGAUACUUUUCCUGAAAUUUUGUUAUAUAUAAUCGCGUGAAAGUGCGACAAGUUGCGCAGCCGUGAUCGACGAGAUAACGCGAAUGUUAGAUAAUUGCACUUUUGUUACUUUUUGUUUCGAUGUGUGUGUUUGUGCUCUCUAGUCAUUCCUCAUACGCUGGCUGUGAUAUUUUUCCAUAUCAGUUGCGCAAUCAUCGCCAUUGUACCAAAUCCAAAGGAAAUAGUCGACCAUAGAGUAAUGGAAAUGAACAGUACUGUUGACGGUAACGCGGCGGUGAUCCGAUCGGCAGAAUUGAAUGAUGAACGGGAAAAUCAGUCCAUGGAGUAAGAGCAGCCACGAUGCAGGGUUGAUAAUGUUGAAGAAUAGAAGAGAGGAAAUUACGAACGCAGGAAAAUAUUCGGAACGAUAUAAAGACAUUUUUUCGCAUGACGUUCCCGACAAAGAUAAAUUUCCAUUGAGUGCGAAGUGUCGUAACACCAUGGAAUUGUAUCGUAAACUCUCAAAAGGGGAGAAGUCCGAUGACUCUCCCAUGUUAACGACCGAGAAAAUGCGCUUAAAUGUAGUGAACAAAAGUAACGCUACCAAUGAUCUAAAUAAACAAGAAAACGCCCUUAUAGGAUACAAACACGUGCCCGAAGGAACUCUCAAACCCAACGCAACUCCCCCUACAACUACUCCCAAAACGCCUAAAUGGACUAAGAAAAGUGUUAAUGUUUAUAGUGUUAAUACCCCUCCACCGAGCCCAGUUAAUACACCCCCUGUUGCUUUAAGUUCAAUUCUCAGUAACAACAACAAUUUCGAUAACACCCUAGCUCAUCUACAAAACGUCGAAAGCAUCAUCAGCAAAUUAGACGAGCAAGAGAAAAAGGAACAAAAUCUAAAGAAAUUCGAAGAUUUACUAAUGAAAUUCAAUCCCAAACCUGUGGUUAAAGCCAAGAAAGUUUCGCCAACGCCCAUCGACUUCGGAGCUGAACAUAAACAAGACACCAACAAAAAAUCUGAGGACGAACUAAAUUCCAACGGGCAUCUUCUCAGUCCCAUCAAGCACUGCAGCGAAGUGGAGGAUCUUCCUGCGAGAGGCCUCAACGAAGAACACCACGUGCCUGCACAAGCAUUCGACAGAAACACCAAAGAAAGGAAAAGCAUCGACCAGCACAUGAAAGAGUACAAGCCUAAACCUAGGCAGGCUGAACCUCUAACUAGAAGAGCAUCGGACGUGCAGGAUAAACCUGUCGGUAAUAUUAAAAGACAAAGUAGGAUAUCUAAGGAUCGACUUUCACGUAAAAGCAAUGACAGCACCGUGGAGUCGACGCGCAGCAGUUCCGCAUCGAUGCGGAAUCGCCCCCGUUUCGGAGACGAACCCACCAUCGGUAAAUACAAGCUACUCAAGACCAUCGGCAAGGGGAACUUCGCCAAAGUCAAAUUGGCCAAGCACGUGCCCACCGGCAAGGAGGUCGCCAUCAAGAUCAUCGAUAAGACCCAGCUGACGCCCGGUUCACUUCAAAAACUAUUUAGAGAAGUAAGGAUAAUGAAAAUGCUAGACCAUCCGAAUAUAGUGAAACUAUUUCAAGUGAUUGAAACUGAAAAAACUUUGUACCUGGUAAUGGAAUACGCAUCGGGAGGUGAAGUGUUCGACUACCUUGUCCUGCACGGAAGGAUGAAGGAGAAGGAGGCUCGAGCGAAGUUUAGGCAAAUCGUCUCUGCAGUACAAUACUGCCAUCAAAAAAGAAUUAUACACAGAGAUUUAAAGGCUGAAAACUUACUGUUGGAUAGUGAAAUGAACAUAAAAAUCGCCGAUUUCGGCUUCUCAAACGAAUUUACCCCAGGAAGUAAAUUAGAUACUUUUUGCGGGAGUCCCCCAUAUGCAGCUCCUGAACUUUUUCAAGGUAAAAAAUACGACGGCCCCGAAGUGGACGUCUGGUCGUUAGGAGUGAUCUUAUAUACCUUAGUCUCUGGCAGUCUACCAUUCGACGGUUCAACGCUACGAGAGCUAAGGGAACGAGUGCUACGCGGCAAAUAUCGAAUCCCGUUUUACAUGAGCACCGAUUGCGAGAACCUCCUCAAGAAGUUCCUCGUAUUGAAUCCGGCGAAACGGGCCAGUUUGGAGACCAUCAUGAAAGACAAGUGGAUGAACCAGGGGUACGAAAACGACGAAUUGAAACCGUACGUGGAGCCGGAGCAGGACAUGAGCGACCCGAAACGGAUCGAAGCCUUAGUGUGUUUAGGAUUUAACAGAUACGACGUCGAAAAUUCGCUGGAUUCCCAGAAAUACGACGACGCUUUCGCGACGUACCUACUAUUAGGAAGGAAAAGUAUAGAUCCGGAAAGUGAUGGAAGCAGAAGCGGUAGUAGCCUGUCGCUGCGAAACAUGACAGGACAACAGCAGGCGACUCCACAACCUGCCGUCCAGAGCCCCCAACACAAGGGGGUACAUCGCUCAAUAUCAGCGACGCACGCCAAACCGAACAGAAGGGCUUCUAGCGGAGGAGGAACGAUAGGGGAAACACUAAGAACGGGCGCUCAACCACAAGUACCUGCCUCGCAAAUAAACAACCAACAAUCCUCCGGUUUCAAACGACAAAAUACAGUCGACAGUGCUACGAUUAAAGAGAACAGCGCCAGACUUAACGCCAGACCUGCCAGUGCUCAACCCAAAAGUACCACCGAAAAUAGUAUACAAGCUCCGACUAAAACUCGAACUGUAUUUAAGAACCAACCAUUAUCUUUAGGCCGACGAUCUACGAUAAGCUACGAUGGCAAAUCGGAUAGCACGGAAAAAACGAAUUUGAACACCUCCGACAUACCAGGCCGCACAAGUGCUUCGCCUGCGGUGACUAGGCAGCAAGCUUUCCCCAGAAACACGUCUUCUAGGAGCACCUUCCACUCGGGCCAGACGAGACCGAGGGCGACCUACGCACAGGGCUCUCCCGGAGAUUCACCGCACACGAGACCGUCGUUUUUUUCAAAAUUUAGCCUCAAGGGUUUCACGAAAAGUGACAGAAGUCAUCUUGAAUCUAACCAAACUGGCCCGACAAACAGAGCUUUAGCGUUAGAACCUGGUCAACAAGUUAAACAUGGUAACUCACCUUUACCUACAGUGGGGGUGCAAGGCGCGCCCAACGAGGAGCACGUGAAGCCGCGCUCGUUGCGCUUCACCUGGUCGAUGAAGACGACGUCGAGCCGAGACCCGGCCGAGAUAAUGGCCGAAAUACGCAAGGUCUUGGACGCGAACAAUUGCGACUACGAACAACGCGAGCGAUUCCUUUUGCUCUGCGUGCACGGCGAUCCCAACACGGACAGCUUGGUGCAAUGGGAGAUCGAGGUGUGCAAACUGCCGCGGCUGUCGCUCAACGGCGUCAGAUUCAAGAGAAUUUCGGGAACCAGUAUUGGAUUCAAAAAUAUCGCUAGCAAGAUAGCAAACGAACUGAAGCUGUGACUGCUCGUCAAUGAGCCGCAACUAGCCAGCGAGCCAACGUAGAAAUCAAUUUUAAAAUUAUGUGAAAUACAUUGAAACAGAAAAUUAAGCAUCAGCAGCAGAAAUUUGUAGCGACUUCCACCUAACAAAAAAACUAGUUAACAAUACAAUACUUAGUGUUUUCGGAAAAGCGUGUACCCGGUUGCCUGCGAAAAUUGUUUUUUUCACGAGGAAAUACUCGGAGGACGAGGAAACGACCACCGAAAACGUUUCGGCGCUUCACUCUCACUGUAUUUUUCGAAUACCGCUAAACAGAUUUUUUUUAGUUGUUAAGAUUUAUAUUCAGACUCGGUUUACUUGUGAUAUGUGGAAUUGACAAAGGUUAUACGAAUUUCUACGGCUUGAUAUUCAGGGUGUACUAACACUUGUUUAAUAUUUUUUAAUAUAUGAAAAUAUAAUGCAUGAAAUUAUUGUAAAUUUAAAUAUAUGAACUACUUCAUUAUCUAUGAAACAUCACCAUAUAAAAAUUGCUUUUUCAUUGUUGGUACACCGUGAAAAUAUACGGAUGAUAUUUAUACCUAAACGUUUCGUUCUUUUUAUUUCCGAUAGAAUUUUCAAAGACUUUAAAUCGUGGAUUGACAUUAAGUGGUACUUGAUUAGUCUUACGUUUAAAAAACGCAUUAAAAACAAAGCAUAAUUAUCUUGUAUUAUUUUAUAAUGAGUCAUAAAAAUAUUUAUUGUAAUUGUUUCUUUGGAUUUAGCCUUUACUUAAUUAUUUUUUUUCGUUUUAUUACAUUUCUUGCAUUAUUAGUGUGCACUGUGCGUUGGAUUUUAGAGUCAUAAUCUUAGAAACAAAAAGGCCAAAAUCCUUUAGUUGAUGGUUGAAUGUCUUAAACUUGCGAGAAAUAUUGGUAAAAGAAUAUUCCUCUUGUUUUGAGUCAUUUAAUUCGCGUGUACAGAUCAUGUUCAAACUUAUAACCAAUUCGACUGUCGCCUAGUCGUUGCGCUUAUAAUUUUUUACGUGAUUUUUAUAAAUUUAGUGCGAUUCCCUGAGUUACAAAUUAAUGGACGUUUAGCGUUGGGCGAGCACUUGAAAACCCGUUUUUUUUGUUUCUCUCAAUUUGAAUAAAAUUUGUAAAUAUCGUGUGAAAGUUGCGUGCAAGACUGAAUGAUUAAAAAUUACAACUUUUAACAAAAUUUACUGCAUUUGCAUUUGUCAGGUUAACAGAAAUUUCGCAAAUCUGCUUGACCAAAUUUAUUUUACGUGCAAGACAUUUCCCCGCGAGAGCGGAAAUGAGCUGAAAUUCCCAGUGUAUCACUAAAAUUAUCAUCGUUGAAUUUUGUUGUGCUACUUUAUUUAAUUAGGAAAACUCUUGCACUGAAAAAUCGUGAUAGUGACUCUACUCUUUGCCAUGUGCUCGAACCGGAGUCGUUUGCUUUGGAUUAAAAGUAGACAUUAAAUGUAUCAAGGUACAAGGUUUAUAAACGACUAAAUUAAUCAAUGUACAUACAUAUAAGUAGUAAUGGUACUAACUGUACAACUGCAGAAAAUUUACGGAACUGAAUUUUAACUGUACGAAGGGACAUUACAAUAGGCGAUCACGUUAUUUAUAAAGAAAUCUUUAUAUUGUAUAUAAAUUAAAGGUAAAAUCAAUCGAGUGAAAUAUUGUGUUGCAUUGGAACAAGUUCUUUGUAAAACUGAAAUUAUGCAAUUCUCAGCUACGGUAUUUUGAUAAAGGGAUAACGUUUCUCCAAUGGGAUGAAAAAAAUCCCAGCCAAAAUGCUUAGUUUUAUGGAGGGUUUGAAUUCCCCGUUUUAGACGAAAUAAUUCACGUCUAUUACCAUGUAAUACGUUCUGUAUAGUAUAAUAAAAUAGAAGAUGCAAUAAUUUGAGAUAAGUAAAAUUCAUCGGUAAAUUUCCAAAUUCCCAUCGUAGGUCUAAAUUAGCGUAUGUUUAAAAACUUUUUUUUUCGUAAAAUUUGUAUGUAUUGAAACAAAGGCAGAGUUUAUUAUGAGUUAAUUCAGUUCAAGUUUUUCAAAAACGUUUUCGUCAUUAUUGUACAAUUUGUUUUGUAAAUUCUGUCUUAAUAGUUUCAUCAGUCAAUCUUGCUCAGGCAUUAAAAUUCUCGAUUUUCCUGUAAAAUGUGAAUGUAGUAUAUUCAUUAACCUAAAGAAUUGUCGGAUAAUGUUCAUCAUGAGUGUACUUAGAAGAAUAAAAAUGAAAUGAACUCCAUCUUCACCUUGUUAAUAAAAUAAUAGCCUUACUCUUUCUGAACUAGUAAAAAUAUAUAAGUCGUUCAAUUCAUUUCGACUUGUACAAUAAUAUUAAAGAUGCUUUUUUUAUUAAUUUAGGUUUGUAUUAUAUUUUAUAUAUAUAUUUUUGAUUUUGCUAGUAGAAACAGUAAGGCCACGUUUCAUUGGAUUUAUAAUAUAGAGUAAUAUACUUGAAGUAUAAUAAUUGUUAGAAGAACAGCUUAGAUUUAGUCGAUUACGCUGUAAAGAGCAUUGUUUGCUUUUCCAUAAAAAAAUACAAAUCUUUCACUGGGGACGGGCACUUUAUGUUAGUUAAGCUAUUGAUCAUUUAUAAUAAAAUUGAACUCAUUACCGAUGUAUUUUUAUUUAAAUAAUAAAGUCUCUUUUCGACAGUGUAUUGUA